Molecule: messenger RNA, 2602 nt
Organism: Condylostylus longicornis
Lineage: Eukaryota; Metazoa; Arthropoda; Insecta; Diptera; Dolichopodidae
Gene: Rabex-5
Product: rab5 GDP/GTP exchange factor
Exons: 8
Coding region: 127-2448 (773 amino acids)
Biological process (GO): vesicle-mediated transport
Cellular component (GO): cytosol; endocytic vesicle
Molecular function (GO): guanyl-nucleotide exchange factor activity; DNA binding; zinc ion binding
Source: RefSeq, a predicted model, not a curated record
AUUAAGAAAUUGAGUCAUGUAUUGUUAGACAUCCAUAUAAAAAAAUUUGUAUUUUUUUUUGUUUCUUUAUUUAGAUUGAAAACACUUUUUGUAGAAAUCAGAAAAUGAAAAUGAGAACGAAUUAAAAUGCACACGAGUAAACUUACAACUCUUCGUGUUGAUCAUCAAGACCUGAAAUGUAGAAGAGGGUGUGGAUUUUAUGGAAAUUGGACACAGUUUGACGGACUUUGCUCACAAUGUUUUCGAGAAAGAAAUGAAAAGCAAAAGAAACAAAAAACAAUUGUCGGAACAUCGAAAAUAGAUCCUUCGUUCCCUAAGUCAAACCAAUCGUUACAGCAACAGUAUCCAAAUCGCCAACCUCAUUAUCGUAAAGAACAUGAUCCUAGAGAGUCUCAAAUCGUAAAAGGUCAUGAUUCGCCUUCCCAUCGGGCACAUCGUGAAUCUCCAAGUAGAUCGGGGAAUAAAGAUGGCUACGCAGGUUCUUUGAAAAAGAAACCUUUAUUGUCUGUUUUCAAUAUAUCCUCAAACAGUUCAAAAGCUGCGUCUCCUAAACAAUCAUCUCAACAUGUAUCAGAGCAUAGCAAAAUGCGGUUGCCAGAUCCUAUUGAACAGGAGUUUAAAAUCAUUCUGAAAUCUUUAAAAAUUUCGGAUGAUGCGAAACAUAAGCUUAAAAGUGAAAUUAGGGCAUUAGAUUCAGGAAUACAUGCACAUAUAUCAAGCUCUCAUAAAAAUAUUGACGAAAUAUCAGAGUUAGUUCAAAAUGCUUAUUCUAAAUUUUCUGAUAUCUUAAAUAAUGAUUCAAAAUUCAUGAAUGUCUCGCAAACUGUAAAAGAUGAAUGUUUGGAUUUUUUCGAAAGGGUUGUAAUGACUAAAAACCACAAAAAUUUAUUUUCCCCGUAUUUUACAAAUGACGAGGAAUCUGAUACAAAAAUUCAAAAAAGAAUUCGGCAAUUAAGCUGGAUAACUGCAAAGCAUUUGGCUUGUAGUAUUGAUGAAGUAAAUUCAGAAUGUAGAGAUUUAGUUUAUAAUGCAAUAACAGAGUUAGUGGCAAUGGAUUCCUAUUACUCUCCACAAGAAAAGUUGCAAUGCAUCAUCAGAUGUUGUCGAAAUGUAUUUGCUUUGUUAAAACACUCUGUUGGAGGACCAGCAGGGGCUGACGAAUUUGUACCGGCAUUAAUAUUUGUCAUUCUUAAGGCAAAUCCGGUUAGAUUACAUAGUAAUAUAAAUUACAUUUCACGAUUUAGUAUUACAUCAAGAAUAAUGAGUGGCGAAGGAGCUUAUUACUUCACAAAUCUGUGUUCUGCUACAAAUUUUAUUGAAAUUUUAAACAACAAACAUCUGUCCCUCCCAGCUGACGAAUUUGAAUCUUUAAUGUCUGGCGAACGAUCAAUUAGUACACCUUGGGAAAGUGCUUUGAUGGCGUGCGAAAGUUUGCAUUUAAUAUCUGAAAACAUGAAAAAGAUGGAAGCUCUUAAAAAGAAAAAUAACAGUAUAUUAGAUGAAAUAGCAUCACUAAGCAUUAGUUUAAAACAGUUUGAGGAAGAAAUAACGCAAAAAAUUGAUGCCACAAUUAGUAAAGCUCCUUUGACUAUUUUGCCUAUUAAAACACCGGAACUUGUUAGAGAAAAAAUUAGAAAAUCUGCAAUGGGCAUUGCAGUACCAAUUUUGCCUCCGAAAAAAAUUCAAAACGAGAAUGGGCAUUUCCAAUCAAAUUUGUUAUCAGCUACAAAAAUAUAUGAAAAUAAUCCCACUAUUUUAUCUGGACAAAAAGAUAAUCUUCCAACGCCCAUAACACCUGUUUCUCCAAAAAUAGUCGAGAAGAAGCAUUCUGAUUUAUGUAGUGUAAAAGAAAAUUUAGACACAUCUAAUACUUUAUGCCCAACUUUAGGAAAUAUGCCAAAUAGCGAUUCAGGAGAUUUAUUAUUUUCUUCACCUAUAUUUAAUUAUACCCCUUUUGAUAACACACCAGAUGAUUUGCUUAAUGUGACUGAUUUUACAGGCGGAAUUUCAAAUAUAAAUUACGAUUUUGACUUGUCCGAUUAUAGUGGGGAAAAUAGUCUAAAUGAAGACGUCCAAGAAGUAAAUAAAGUUAUUCAUCCAGAUUCCGGAGAUGGAACUUCAUUGAAGCUUGAUCUUGAAGAGUUCGAUCCACUACUUAAGGACGAUGCGACUAAAGAAGAAUGCUCCAACGGUCAUUCUAUUCAGACAAAUAUUAAUGAAAAUUGUGCAAUGAAUUUAUCAUUGCACUCUUCUUUAGAAGAAAAUUCACAAAAUUUAAUUGAAAGUGAUUCUCCAAGUCAAGUUUUAUUACCGUCACCUAUAAAACCAACCACUUCAGAUUAUAGAGGUUUUUCAAAUUUUGAUAUUCCGUCAAUAUCAUGUAAUACGGGGGACUUCAGCUCAAUCAACUACCAAUCAAAUGUUAAUAAAAACGAUAAUAGUAACUAGGAGUUAUACUAUAUUAUAAUUAUGUAACGAUAAUUAAUUUUUGUGGUUAUAGCGUAAAUUUAAUUGUAGAAAUUCAAAUGUUGUACAUUUUCAAAAUAAUUUUAUAAUUAUAAUGUUAAUUAUUUUAAAAGAAUAAAACUAGUCGAAGCCGUUA